AAUAAUUCAUAAGGUAAAUGUUAUUAUCCGCUUGAGGUUAUCGUAUUAAUGAUAAAUUGUUGCAAUUGUCUUUUCAUGUUGUUUUUCUGUCUUUCACUAAGCAGAAAACAUGAAAUGUGAAAAUAACUUGAGUAUAAAAAGAGAUCCGAAACCGAAAUUAUCUCAUAAGUCGUCAUCAUUAUUGAAUCAACAAUUUGAUCUUUAUAGUUAAUCAGAAUGAAAUUUUUUAUCGCAAUUUGUGUCCUUUCAUGGGCUAUGGUAGCUUCAGCCCAUUAUGGAGCUGGAAUCGGAGCAGGUAUCGGCUCAUAUGAAAGACCUGGUUUUGAAGCAUCUGGUAUUGGAGCUGGAAUCGGAGGUGGAGAUCGUCGAGUUGGAGUCGGAGCUGGUCUUGUUAAUACUGAUAAUUUUGAAGGAGUUGGAGUAGGUUUUGGUGGUGGAAACCGUGGUCGAGGUCGAGGAGGAGUUGGUGUUGGUGUUGGAGUUACCAAGAAUGAAAAUGGUGAUGCUGAUGGUGUUGCCAUUAAGUUCGGUUCCGGUGGUAGAGGCUCACGAGGUAAUGGAGGUGGUAUCUUAGGUGCUGCUUCUUCAAUCUUGGGUGGAAUUGGUUCCAUUGGUGCUGGUGCUAUCCGUGGUGUAUUCGGUGGUGGUGAUGGUGGAAGAGACCGAGUCGUUGAAGUUGAAAGACGACCUCAACCACAGGUUAUUUACGUUGAACGAGAGAGACAAGCACAACCUCAACCUCAAGUUAUUUACGUUGACCGAAACCAAGGUAAUCAAGGAUCAGGCUCUGGUUCAGGCUCCAAUGGACAAGGUUAUGUAAACCAACAACGAGGUGAUGGCGAAGGUUCAUCCAAUGGUCAAUCAAACCUUGGCGGUGGUUACGGUGGCUCUGCCAACUCAGGAUCAUCAGCUAAUGUUCAAGCCAAUGGCGGUGGCCAUGGUGGUUACAGUGGCUCUGCCGAUUCAGGAUCAUCAGCUAAUCUUCAAUCCAAUGGAAAUGGUUAUGGAUCUGGUUCAGCCAACUCCAACUCUCAAGCCGGUCUUAAUUUCAACGGUUUUGGUGGAGGUAACCUUAGAGCAUCUGCCUCAUCUAACGCCAAUGUUGGUUUCGGAUAUUAAUACAAUUAAAUCGUUUGUAGAUAAUACUUAUGAUAUAAUUGUCCAAUAAAAUUUAUUAUUUUUCCAUAAA
Molecule: messenger RNA, 1189 nt
Organism: Tetranychus urticae (two-spotted spider mite)
Lineage: Eukaryota; Metazoa; Arthropoda; Arachnida; Trombidiformes; Tetranychidae
Source: RefSeq, a predicted model, not a curated record